CAACCCGGAAAUACAGAUUGUUUUCUUUCUAUCAGGCAUAUGGUAUCAAGGAGGAUUUGGUCACAUUGAGUUCGCCUUUCCCCUCAAAAGAAAUGGGUUCGGAAACCGAGAGCAGGCAGAUAAGAAGACCUGGGAGGACGGAACCGGAUCUUGACUCGCAGAUCCCCGUACUGCGCAUCAGCCAGCUCGAUGCCCUCGAGUUAGACUCCGCCCUUGAGCAGCUGCUAUGGACUCAGUUCUCCCAGUGCUUCCUGAACUUCCGUCCGGGCGUACUCACCCCUCUCGAGCCUGAACUCAAAGCCCUGCUUCAUCUCCUCUUGUGGAGGUUCACGCUGUACUCUAACAGCGCCACCGUCGGCCAGUCUUUACUGAGCCUGCGCUAUCACAACGCAUCCUCCUCGUCUCCCGGUUACAGACCUCUGACCUCCAGGCAGAAGUUGGGUCUGGCUCUGCUCACCGUCGGCCCCCGCUGGCUCCAGGAGCGUUCCCACAACCUGCUGUCUGGCUUGGGCUUCGGUGCAAGAGGACCCGUGCCCGAAAGCAGUGGCGGUUUUCUCCGGCCGAGUCUCCGCAAUGCUCUGACCCUUGUUUCUGGUGUCGCCAAGUUCGCCAGUCUCAUCAACUUUUUUGUUUUUCUAAGGAAUGGACGGCAUCCUGUAGUAGCUGAGAGGAUCACGGGAGUCCGGGCUGUUUUCAGUAAGCCCAACGUUGUCAGAGAUGUGACCUACCAGUACAUGAAUCGGGAACUGCUGUGGCACGGCUUUGCCGAGUUCCUAAUCUUCCUGUUGCCACUGAUCAAUACAAGGAAACUAAAAGCAGCAAUUUCUUCAGUAGUGUUUGGAGGAGUUCGCGAUGAUGGGCAGGGAUCAAAAGAAGGUCAAAAAGUGUGGAAGGAGUGCGGACUAUGCGGAGAGUGGCCAACGAUGCCACAUACAGUGGGCUGCCAGCAUGUUUUCUGCUACUACUGCAUUAAAAGCCACAGCAUUGUAGACGCUUACCUGACUUGUCCGAAAUGUGGUGCGGAAGCUGGGCCGCCCCAGAUGGUCAAGAUGGAGGUGGAGAUGGAGAUGAUUGCCAGGUGAUGACCACAUCUUGCUUUGUAGAAGCUGCAAUACACAAGGGAACACCCAUGUCAUUGUGUAAAUGAUAAGUGAAAGUGUUUUGAUGAAAUAAAUAUUUUUGAACUAAUCACAAGAUGCACUUAUGUUAAAGCAUGGAGAACACGUAACUAAGAACGAGUCACUCAUGUCUGAGGGUGUGACCGGUCUUUAUGAUGUCUGUCUCUUUUCUGAACACACAUUGACCUCCUAUGUUUAAUGUAUGUGCGCAUAUAUUGACAGUCGUCUGCCCCUUCCGUUUCUCUGGCUGGACUUUGGACAGAACUAUUUGUCUUUGCCGCACUGGACAGACUACAGAGAACCGCGCAGAGCAUAUAUUUGAUGAGCGAACGUGUUGAUUUAUGCUCCAAAUUGGCUUAGUGUUUGCGCCCGUCUGUGUGUAUGUAUGUGUGUGUUUGUUGAAAUGGGAAUAUUUGUUCUGAUGAAAAAUGCAGAAAGUCAGCUGAAUAAAUAAUGGGAGGAAUUUCUGAUGCCUCUCAUCAUGGCCAAAUUAGCAUUUGUUGUGUAUUUUGUGCCUAAAUUGUAUUUCAACAUCAUUAAAAUUGAUAGAGUGCUA
This is a messenger RNA of Mugil cephalus (flathead mullet), 1674 nucleotides long. RefSeq names its product peroxisomal biogenesis factor 2 (gene pex2). Bases 93 to 1082 code for a protein of 329 amino acids. Gene Ontology annotation, molecular function: zinc ion binding. Gene Ontology annotation, biological process: protein import into peroxisome matrix. Gene Ontology annotation, cellular component: peroxisomal membrane. The record is from RefSeq and is a predicted model, not a curated record. The transcript is spliced from 2 exons. Lineage: Eukaryota; Metazoa; Chordata; Actinopteri; Mugiliformes; Mugilidae.